This is a messenger RNA of Mytilus californianus (California mussel), 5577 nucleotides long. RefSeq lists its product as uncharacterized. The record is from RefSeq and is a predicted model, not a curated record. Bases 101 to 985 code for a protein of 294 amino acids. NCBI's taxonomy places the organism in Eukaryota, Metazoa, Mollusca, Bivalvia, Mytilida, Mytilidae. The transcript is spliced from 2 exons. Gene Ontology annotation, molecular function: zinc ion binding; nucleic acid binding.
UAUUACAAGUUCACCCUUGGGUGCCUCGAAUAUAAAGAUAACGCGGUCAUCUUGUGUUCUGGUCAGUUGAUUGGAGUUUGCGGUCCUAAUCAGACGCAAAAUGGAUAUUGUAAAAGUUUUAAGGAAAUUUCGGGAAGAAGAAGAUCCUGAAAUGGAGGAGUAUGAAGGGAAGUGUUUGCCAACAUUCAGCAAACUAGAACUGUUCAACAUCGCAAAUUCAAAAGGUGUCAAACUGGAGGAAAUUAUGCUGUUGGGUGGAAUCCAGGAUUCCAGGGAAAACAUUUGCAAACUGGUGCAUUUUGCACUACAGUGUGGUGACAUGAUUCAGGAGGGAAAAGAUGAUGAGGAGGCUGGGCCAUCUACACGUCCGGAGCCACCUAAAAAAAAGAAAAAGGCAAAUGAUACAACUGGGAUGAAAGCCCUGGAGGACAAAAUAGAUAAGCUGGAGAAGAAGUUGGAAGAAAAGAAAACAGCCGAUGACGAAUCGGAUUUAGCAAGAGCCAAGCGAGACGUGAAAGAAGAGGCAUCCAAGGGACCAAAGGUUGAUAUUGACGUUUUGCACGAGAGACUUGUAAUUCUUGAAAGUUUAGCUAGAAAGCAAAACAGUGAUAUUAAAGACAAGAUAAACCUAAUUUUAAACCGAUUUAAUUCUCAUAAGUCAAACCCAUCUUUUGCUGCAGCACUUGUGUUGAAAUUAGUCUGCAACAGAGAAGAAGAAAGCAUUUUAGACAAGGAACAAAAGUUAAUGAAAAAUUUCGGAAUGACAAAAAACAAUGAGGAUGUAAAUACACAAGGGUAUGGCAUGUUUCAGCCCAUGCCUUAUAAUUAUGGGUACAAUCGUUUUAGUUAUCCACAAGGACCUUCACCUCCACGUUUUUCUCAACAACCACGAAGGUCAAGACCCCGCACCCCAUUGAUAUGCUAUCGAUGUAAUAAACCUGGUCAUAUGGCUAGGGAUUGCCUUAUCCCUCCACCCCAGAACUAGUUAUUGAACUCUUAUCGUUAAGUUUUUCGUUGAUGUUGCUCAUUAGAUGUUGGCAUGCAUUGUACAUAAAAAAUAUAUUACCUCAUAUAACUAAAUUCUGAUGCAAGUUAUAUAUAUAAUUUCAGGAAAACUUUCGAAUGAAACCAUGGGAAAAAAGUGUGAUUUUUGAUAGCGACCCGACCAAUGAAUUUGUUAGAUUAGCAUCAUAUGUCAAUUUAGAGGGGAAACUUUUAAGUGAAAAGGAGUUACAAAUUAAGCCCGAUUCGGCGGAAAAAUCAUUUAGUGCAUCAUUGAUACAAGGUCAGGUUCCGUCGACUGAUAACUUAGUCUUUUUAAAUCCAAAUUCUUUUAAGGCAGGACAAAUUCAUACGCGUGUAGACCAAUGGAAGCAUAUUAUAUGUAAUUCGUCGCAACCUAAGGAAGUCUUAGAUUGGAUAGAAAACGGGGUAAACAUACAUAAAUACAUUACGUCUUUCAAAGGGAAAUUUUGGGGAGAAAAGUAUGACCACGAAUUUCCUCCACCGAGAAUGUUUAACAAUUCGAACAGUUGUGUUCCUUUUAUUGAUUUUAUAACUAAGACGAUCACAGAGAGAUUACGAAAUGGAUCACUUGAAUGCCUAGGGAAAGUGGGUCUAGUACAACCACCGCAUAUAGUAGCCCCUUUAACAGUAGAACCUACAAAACCUCGACUUUGUGUGAACCUUAUGUAUCUCAAUAAUUGGAUCAAAAGUGUACCAUUCAACUUAGAUACUUUAAAAGAUAUUCCCAGGAUAGUUAAAACAGGUGCUUAUUUCACAUCAAUAGACGAUAAAUCUGGUUUUGAUAAUGUUCGGUUAUCAGAAGAGUCUUUCAAUCUUGUCGGUUUUCAGUGGGGAGGAUAUUAUUAUCGGUGUAAGACCCUACCUUUUGGAUUUAAAUUGUCAAGUUACAUAUACCAUACUUUGAAUAUGCAACCUACCUCUUAUAUAAGGAAACAUUUUUCUAUACCGAUAUUUCUGUACAUUGACGACAGACUGGUAGAGGAAGUUCGAAGUGAAGGGAUAGAACCCGGUAUACCAAGCGCUUUGUUAGCAAAUUACAUUGUGUGUGAAAUAUUAAACAGGCUCGGAUACUGUUUAAAUCUAACAAAGACUAUAUUUGUACCAACACAAUCACCAGUUUUUUUAGGGUUUAAUGUAGACUCUGUAGAGCGUUGCUUCAGGUUAACUGAAAGUAAAAAGAAAAAGUUUGUAGGUUUCAGAGAGGCUUGUCUCGCGAAGUCCGAGCUAUCCGUUUUAGAUUUACAAAAACUAUCAGGCAGGUGUAUUUCUUUCAUGCUAGCAGUCCCUGCCGCAAAGCUGUAUACCCGCGAAAUGAAUAGCGCGAUUUCUUUUGGUAUAAAGUCGAAAUCAGGCAUAACAUUGAAUGGAGAUCUCAAGGAUGAAAUUACGUCAUGGCGUUUUCUUGAUGAAUGGGAAGGUAAAUUAGAGUGGAAAAGGGAGAGACAUUUAUCAGUGACUAUUUUUACAGAUGCAUCCACCUUCAAAUGGGGUGGUGUCUUCGAAAUUAAUGACAUCAAACAUACUGUAGGUGAUUCGUGGGUGGCAGAAAUGCUUUCUCUGCCAAUUAUGAUUCUAGAAGCAUAUGCGUUAUUAAAUGUUUUGAAGUCAUUCAGAGACAAAAUUAAGGGGUUUCGAAUAGAUGCAAAUGUCGACAACAAAGCUUUGAUAUAUGCGUGGGACAACGAGGGGUCAAGGUCAUCUCAAUUGAAUUCUGUAAUAAAAGAUAUUUUCAAAUUUACUAUUGAUUCUGACAUUAUUUUGAACCUGUACUAUAUACCGUCAAAACAAAAUCUCGCUGACGCACCUUCACGUUCUUUAACAAAGUGUGACGCAACAAUUACGAAAGCAAUAUGGCAGACUAUUCAAGAGCAUUUCGGAGGAAAUUCUGGACAUACUUUAGAUCUCAUGGCUCUGGACUCAAAUAGCAUGAAAGACAAAAAAGGAAAUAUUUUAAAACAUUUUACACCUUUUCAAUCUCCUUUGUCCUCGGGUAUAAAUGUUUUCACACAAGAGAUUAACAAACAGGAAAACUGUUACGUGUUUCCACCUUUCAAUCUCGUUCUACCAGUUAUGACUUUCUUGAAAGAAAGCAGUUGUAGUUAUACGAUUGUGAUAAGAGCGGAGAAUACUACUCCUUUAUGGCUGCCUAAUUUUGUCAAUUUUAUUAGUGACGCGUUUGUUCUAGGCCUCAAAGGUCAAAAAGAUGUUUUAAAGUACCCAACGAAAAAGGGCUAUGUGUCUGAUAGAUAUGGUUUACCAUGGAAUUUAUGGGCGGUUAGGGUGCAGAACUUUAUUUCCGGUUCAUCUUAUGGGAAAAUGCUUUUUCUAAAUAACCCUACGAUUACAUCAAAUUUUCAUUUUCUCUGUGUCGGUGAUUCAAUGAUCAGAUUUCUUUUAUCAGAUAAGAAAUUUAGGAACCCUAUGGUACAUGUUUAUUCAGAAGGUGGAGGCCUUAUUCGCAAUGUACAAUACAAUAUUCAAAAGAUGGUCGAUAGGUAUCCACCACAAACUAUUUUUGUGCAUGCCGGUGUGAAUAAUUUGAGUAAAUGUUAUUUGUAUUUGAAUGAAUUUCACCAAUUAUCUGUAGCACAUCAUGAGCUUGAAUCUUUAACAUUGUUGUUAGAAAACAUUUGUAAGCAAUUUACGCAUGUAAAAGUAAUUUUGUCAUCAAUAAUUAUCACUAAGGACGAUUAUAUAAAUAUAAGAUCGGAGAGAUUUAAUGCAAAAAUGAAACAAGCAUGCAGAGAACAUAAGUGGUUAUUCAUGGACAAUGUAAAUAUUAACAGUUCACAUUUAAGGGAUAAUGUGCAUUUGAAUGAGGAUGGCCAACGUAUAUUGACAAACAAUUUAUAUAGUAUGUUAAAAUGUGUAUCCCAAGUAGGAAUGUAGGGACAGUGACAUGACUAGCGUUUGUUUGUUUUUCUCUACCAAAGUGUAAAUAUGUAUGUUUAGUUAACAUUUUUGUAAAUUUAUAUAGUUGUCAUUUUUUUUCUUUAUUUUGUUGUAGGGUUUUAAUAUUGCAAAUAUUUUACGUCCAUACAUGUUAUGCAAAGGAUGUGCAACAGCAAACGAUGUAGACUAUAUUUUUUGUAAAAUAUGUGGUUCUCCGAGAAAUAAGUCAUUAGAAUGUUUAGACGAAUGUUCGAAAGAAAGGGAUCAACUGUUGCAUAAAAUUGAAAAACGAAUUGACAAACUUGACAAUUUAUUAAAAUCGGGGAGUUAUUCAAAACAGAAAUGCAGUUUAAAAACCGAAUUAGAGAAAUUUUUCGUUACUUUGGAACCUCUGAAAAAUCUUUCCAACGCCGUUCCUGAAGAUAUCAGGAAAUUCUUAGUGUUCAAAGAAAAAAAUGGCAGAACACAACUGCACGAGGAUAAUUGCGUAUAUCGUACAGAACAUGGUCUUAAAAACUGCAGUUGUCCCAAAACUCUCACGGUAAAGUCGGUAGACAGUUUGUUAGGGAAAAUAAGAGCAAUUUUUCGAGAUAUUGGAAGAGCUGGAGAAUGGAACCCAAUGCUUUACAGUGGCAACCCGGCUUCAUCUCAUAUCUUGAAGCAACAUAUUCAAGCAGUGUCUUUGGAGCAAUCUAAUUCUAAUAUUACAAGAAAACAAGCGACUCCUUUAAUGUUCGACAAGUUAGGAAAACUAUGUAGAUAUUUAUCCUACAAAGUGUCCGUGGAAAAAGACCCUAUAUCACAGUUCUUAUUUGCGCGUGACUUGUCUUAUUUUUCUCUGUUAUGUCAUUCAGGCAACAGGGGUGGGGAUCUUGGUUUACUUAAGGCCGAAAAUUUGUUUGAAAUACCUGAUUCAACAGGCAUUUAUGUAUCACAACAGGCAGGGAAAACGGCCUCAAUCGACAAUCCAAAAAAUUAUAUCAUCUUGCCGUCGCUAGAUGAAGAUAUUUGUCCAAUUAAACUUGUAAAGGAUUACAAACGUAUGGCAAGUAAAUUAGAUGUAGAUUUAAACAAGGGUUUCAUUUAUCGUGUUAGAGACAAUAAAUCAAAACAAAUUAAUAAUCGAGCAGUAUCAUCAUCAUGUAUGACAGACCGGUUAAAGACGCACUUAAUGAAUAUUAAUCUGUAUCAAGGAGAAACGUCCCACAGCAGCAGACGCGGUUGCGCAAUUACCUUAAGAAUGUUAGGAGUCGAUGAUCAAGCGAUCAAUCAACAUGUGGGUUGGAGUUCCAAGGGAAUGAUUGACCAUUAUGCACAUGUUGGAAAAUUAAUGAGCCCCGAGGGUCCAGCUAGAACAUUGUCCUCCGCUGCUAAACAUUUAGGACAGGGGUCGUCUUUGUUCGAUAAAGUUUCACAAAACUAUGUCAGUAUAAGUAAUUUGAAACAGUUUAAGUUUUGAAUUUGUUUUAUGAAAUUUUUGAAAUGAAAACGUAAUUAUUUAAAAGCACUUUUUUCAGACGUUUUGAUUAAUUGUAUAUCAAGAAAGGGGAAAACUUAAACAAUUAAUUAAGGUACAUUUGAUUUUUUCAUUACUGUUUUAUGUAUUUUUUAUAUUAUAAGUAUUGGAUAAUAAAUACUGUAUUAAAUGAGUAUAGUUUG